This is a messenger RNA of Lathyrus sativus (Indian pea), 498 nucleotides long. The record is from the annotation of a GenBank genome assembly. NCBI's taxonomy places the organism in Eukaryota, Viridiplantae, Streptophyta, Magnoliopsida, Fabales, Fabaceae.
AUGGAAGAAAUCAACGAGUGGCAACAAAUCGAACAGCACACAGCGCUCGAAUCCUCUGGAGUUUACGAUGGUGAAGACCGAUCAUCAUCUUCUUCUUCUUCCACUCCUACCCAUCACGAAGAAGAUGGAAGUUCCGUUAGUGAUAGGGAGGCUACGACGCGGUUAGAUUGGGCCAAUGAAGGGAAGAAGCUGCUGAAGCUGCGGUUUGAGGCCAUGAGAGUGAAGUUUGUGAGGGUGGCUUCCAAGGUUCGUAAUUCUGCAAUGUGUGCUGGGGCGUUUUGGUCAAUUACGUGUGUGGCCGGAGCUGCCGCAGCGGCGGCGGUGUUGGUAUGGUUGGUUUAUUUUGGGAUUCAAAGGCGUCGCCGGAAGUUGGAUGGUUUGAAUGAUCUUCUUAGACAGAAAGAUGAGAAAAUUAGCCAACUCUUACUUCAUAUUGCUCAUUUGGAUGAAGCCUUGUCAUCACGUCGUAGGAUUCAUGUGUAUCAAAUUGUUGGCUAA